This is a messenger RNA of Hydra vulgaris (swiftwater hydra), 2714 nucleotides long. Its product is annotated as glutamate receptor ionotropic, NMDA 2A. Gene Ontology annotation, molecular function: ligand-gated monoatomic ion channel activity; signaling receptor activity. NCBI's taxonomy places the organism in Eukaryota, Metazoa, Cnidaria, Hydrozoa, Anthoathecata, Hydridae. The record is from RefSeq and is a predicted model, not a curated record. Gene Ontology annotation, cellular component: plasma membrane.
UUUUACUUUCAGCGAUAUCGUGAAAAAAAGCUCCUAAUAUUUACAUGUAUAAAACGCAGGAUCUAACUUAAGAGAUGGGUGAUAUUGCGAAAGUUUAUGUCCAUCUAUGCUUAAGUACAGUUAUAAGUUGCAGAUAUCUAUUUAUAAGUGACGAAGUCUGUCUAAAAACGUAUACUGAAAGAAACGAGAAUUUAUCUCGUUUUGAGAUCUUAAAAAUAACCAACAAAACAACCGUUGAUAGUUUAGCAGCAUUCUUUAAAAACUAUGGCGACAACAUUACGGCUGUGUUCUCUUUUACUGAACACGCUCAACUUAUCAAAAGCAUACAUUUUCCUAACUAUGAACGUUAUUAUAGUUUCGGAAGUAAUCGUGCGCAUUCCGAAGCUCUUCAGAGGAAUCUACCAUCUGGUGUUUGUUUUCGUUUUAAUCAACUUUACAAAGAAAUUCUUACAGUUUUUGUAAAAAGUCUGUGGAUAAAAAAUAAUGCCGCAAUUAUUGAAAACAGCUACUGUUCAAAAAUCUUUUUACAUACAAUCUUAAAAGAUCUUGAAACAAGUAACAACUCAAAUAUCGCACUUAGUUGGACACUAAUUGCUAUCGACUUUAGGAAAGACAAUAACACAAUCAUCUUUGAGAAACUUUAUCCACUAAGAACCAUUCUUGUCAAUAUAGUAGUAGUAUUAACUCCUAUAGAACACUUUAGUAAGAUAACGAGCCAUUUAAAUCUCAUAAAUUCUCCGAGCAUUUGGUUAAUUCCAGACUAUGAGAAAAAUGUGACGUUAUUUCAAAAUUUUCAGAAGGUUAUAUACUUUGAUAUAUCAGAUAAUUUUGAAUUACUAUUUUAUUCGCAAACAAACUUAUCUCUUCAUUCGCUUUUAAAUACCUAUGAAGAAAGUUUAAACAACUCAAAUGAUAAAUUAGGUUACUGCUUGGAAUGCAGACUUGCUGAAACAGUUAUUACGCAAAUGGAAAAGUCCCAAAGGAAAAGGUAUUCAUUAAAAAUAUACCAAAUUUCAAAAAGCGCAACUGGAAGUUUAAUCUAUGCAAACUCUAGUGCAGAAAUUAAUCUAGGGCAUUUAUCAAUCUCUGAUCAAAAUGGAUUAUCAGCUUUCCGUUUUUUACCAGAUGAAUUAUUUCAAGAAAAAUUGCGAGUUGUUACUUUAAUAGAGCCGCCAUUUACAUUUAUGCUUGACACUAAAAAAGAUAUUAAUGAUGAAACAUGCAAUGGAAUUAUUUGCAGAAUAUUUGAAAAGGAAAAAUCAGAAUGGAAACAAGUUUGUUGCCUAGGUUACGGUAUUUCUUUAUUAUUAUCUAUCAUGAACUAUAUAAAUGUUGAUGUGGAUUUGUACGUUGUUAAGGACUCAAAGUACGGCGAACUUGUAAAAGGCGAGUGGAAUGGACUUAUAGGUGAAUUAGUAAGGGACAACGCUGACAUGGCUUUAGCUAUACUGACAGUUACCGAAGAAAGAUCGAAAUUCAUAGACUUUACAAUACCUUUCAUGGAACAAUACACUGGCAUAAUAACAAAACCGGAAGCUCUUCAAUUAUCGUUUUUUAAUUGGGAGUUUAUGGAGCCCCUUUCUGGAACUAUUCAACUAAUUGUUUGGUUUUUAGUUAUUGGAAUGAUAGUUAUAAAUUAUUUGUUUGAAAACAUUAUUUACAUAGCAAGUUUGCAAGAUCAAAAAUUUGCACCUGAGGUAUAUUAUACUUUAAACGAUAGCAUGAUAUAUAUAGCUGGAGUUACUCUGCAAAAAGAUAUGGAUCCAGUUAAUCCAGUAAAAGCAGGAGCAAGAUUAACAGCACUAAUAUAUACGUUUGGAAUGGUUAUUCUUGUUAGUACUUACACUGCAAAGCUUGCAGAAUAUAAUAUUCAAACACAGGAGAAAAAUCCAUUUCUAGGAUCAAAAGAUGAAAGGAUUCGUAACCCAACUCCAAGUUUUAAAUUUGCAACAGCAAAAAGUACAAGCUUUGUAUCAUUCUUCAGGUCUUCUGACAUACCUGAAUACCAAAGAAUCGGUAAGUUCAUGGAUGCGUACAACGUAAACACGUUAAAAGAAGGAGUAGAUCGCGUAAAAAAUGGUUCAUUAGAUGCAUUCAUAAAUGAUUAUAUCUUUAUGUUUUGGUACGCAUCAAACGACCACGAUUGCCAACUUCGUUUGUUCAAAGAUCAGAUUGCAAAAUCUAUCAACUCAUUUGCCUUAAAAAAAAACUCGCCUCACUUGGAAGAAAUUAACAAUGCAAUUCAACGCCUAAUAGACGAAGAAAAAAUUAUAGAUAUGCAGAAUAAAUGGAUGUCUAAAUUUUGCCAACCAGUUUUUUUUGUUCAAACUAAAACUCCGCUAGGUAUUAAAAAUUUUGGCGGACUAAUAAUGGUUCUUGUUGUAACUAUGGUUUUAUGCUUUCCACUCUUGGUUUCAGAGACUUUUUAUUACAAAUAUCACAUUCAUCAAACACUAGCAACGCUUUUCAAAACAAAAUUCGGUCGAACUAAUAAUGAAACUGUAGAAGAAAUGUGCGGCGAACAAUUAAAUUCCUCUGUUGUAGUUAACCGUUUGGGCGUUGUUACAUUUAAAAAUGCAAAGAUCUCUAGAUCUUGAAAACUUUAUUUAAACAGAAAAUUCGAAUUCCAAUUUUUUGUUUAUUGAUUUUAUGAAAUUUAUAAUUUUCGAUGUAAAUGCCCUUGUAACAUUUGUUAUAGUUGUGUUUGUGAAGCA